This is a messenger RNA of Mizuhopecten yessoensis (Yesso scallop), 4739 nucleotides long. RefSeq names its product evolutionarily conserved signaling intermediate in Toll pathway, mitochondrial-like. Bases 238 to 1617 code for a protein of 459 amino acids. The record is from RefSeq and is a predicted model, not a curated record. The transcript is spliced from 6 exons. Lineage: Eukaryota; Metazoa; Mollusca; Bivalvia; Pectinida; Pectinidae. Gene Ontology annotation, cellular component: mitochondrion.
AAGAAAAUGGUGUAAGCCGGUUGACCGACGAUGUUCCACACAUGGUUUCAAGGAUACUUUGCGUAAUUAUUUGUUUCUGAGCCAUACAGUAUUUUGUCUCAGCACGUGGGAGAUCUCGACUUUCCAUUCCAGGUUUGGGAUGACAUAUGAAGAUGGACCGACCAUCGUUUUAGGGAAUGUCCCUGUUUAAAGCGACAAAACUAUUCGAGGCACGUCCAACUGAAAAACAGUUCCACCAUGUUUCCUCGUGGUGUGUGUACAAGGUUUAGCACAUCACAACUUCACCUGGUGUUGAAGCAGUGUAAAUCACUGACAGGUCAGUUUCACACGGGAUCUGCAGAAUCAUCUGCAGCUGAGAAACAGCAUGAGAGGCAGCAAGGAAAUCAGCUUGAAAAUCAGCAGGAUAAUCAGCAAGAGACGAAAUCUGAUUCAGAUUUAGCUACCAAGGAGAAUUCUGAACAAGUUCAGGUUCUCACCGAGGAACAAAUGUCUUCCAUACAACCUCAAAAUGAAGCAGCCUCAAAACAUCCAGAUCUUUGGAAAAAUCCAAUAGAUAUGAGAAUUCUUCCUAAAAAAUAUAAAUUCACAGACGAGGAAAAGAAAAUGUUUCAGCUGUCAACCUACAUAUUUCACGAAAUCGGAGAAUCGGGCAAAAACAAAAGAAAUUUUCUGAAAGCGUUAGCGAUAUACAAGAAACGGGAGAAGGUGUACAAUAGGGGCCUGGUGGAGUUUCUAUCGACUGGUUUGGAUAACAUGAAAGAAUGGGGUGUACAUAAAGACAAAGAAGUGUACAAGGCUAUGAUAGGCACUAUGCCCCAAGAGAAGUUUCUUCCAAAGUCAAAAUGGAUGGCCGAGCUGGGACACUAUCCCAAGCAACAACAGUGUGCUAUAGACAUUCUGGAAAAAAUGCAAAAUAAUGGUGUAAUACCUGACGAGAAGAUGGAGGAAAUGAUCGAAGAAAGGUUCGGCAUCAGCAGCUACGUGAUGAGGAAGUACACGCGAAUGUUGUACUGGAUGCCAAAGUUCCGCCACGCUAAUCCUUAUCCUGUGCCCUGGCAACUAACUGAUGACCCCAUACAGCUGGCCAUUAUAGCACUGAAGCGUAUGGCCAUCGACCUUAACAACAAAAUCACAGUCUGGAAGACUGCGGAAGUUGAGGAAAUUCCUCUGGAGGACACAUUCAUAGUUAGUGCCCAGAGUCCUGAUCAGGCAGAGCUGAUCAGCGCCCAUUCCGUGGAUGUCCCCCUGGUGGUGGAAGGUAGUUACAGUGUCUGGCUUCGUCACAAACAGCAACACUACUUUGUGCUAAAGUCCGACCAGGGUAGACCUCAUGCCCCUGCGGGAGAUGUGGAAGACGAUUCUGAGGUGGACUGGACAGGACUGAACCCUUACUUAACGGAGAACGAGGACGACCAGGCCGUACUGGUCCCUCCGAGUAUCCACUGUCAGGACGAUGGCACCGUGAUGGCCACUUGCAUCACAGGGACCUCUUCUCGCGAUUCUGUGGUCACCUGGAUACGCUACCUCCAACAGAGCAAUCCCAAACUAGAACACAUCCCUAUUCUGUUCUCUAUCAAAACACACACCGGGCAGCUAGAUGUUCGACCACCAACCUAGUGUUAAUGUGUCAAAUGUCAACUGGACAACUUCGAGGUGGUGAAAAGCUUUGACAGGAAGUUCGCCAAUGUUGUUGUCCAACAAAACCUGUGUAAUCCGGUUCUCCGUCUGCUCGGAAAUAUUCCAAGGUCAGCUCGGGAUCACAGAGUAGAAAAAGCGGGGUAGACUGCGACAGGAAGUUUGUAAAUGUUAUUGUCAAACAAAAACCAGCCAUUCUAGUCUCUCCCAGGAUUUUUAUGCAAAAGGUCAACUGGAGGUCACAGAAAAUGAGAGAUAACCAAUUGCAAGGGCAAGGAUUCAGAUAGUGUUGAUGUCAACAUUAAUACAUUUUGUAUGUGUCAUUUUGAUCAUCAUCUACAUGAAAUGGUCAGUUGGAGAUCACUCUUUAGGAAGACUAGUCUGUUAUUGAGAAUGUGUUACAAAUCUUUUCUAUCCUAGGCCUCUUGCAUUUAUCGUGUUCCGAACCGUUGGACCAGAGUUGUUCGUUUAUGUAAUAGAGAUGGGCCUGGUUAUUUGAUGUUGCUUUCUGUUGAGCCUUGGUCAAGACUGUCGAUCGAGGCCUGCAUUAUUAACAAUUGCAGAACCACCCAGAUUUAUCACUGAAAUAUCACAUUUAAAAAAAGUUGAACCGAUUCCUCCACAUAAAAGAACAUGCCCCUAUUUGCCAUCCAUUGAAUGUUAAUUGGCUGCAGGUCUUGGAGGAGAUAUAGGGUCAUAACCAUAACAAGACAUUGCUGUGUUUUUUAACACAAAGUUAAUAUUUGUCGUUAAUUUAAGGAAGAAGGCAAAGUUUAGUAUUGAUCUGAUGAAAAUAACCAGUGUUUUGGAAAUGAAUAUUUGUAGGUCAUUUAGGAAGGAAGUUUGUAUAAAUUUGCUAAACAUCUCCGAUAUUUUGCGAUCAAAAGGAUUGCAUAAACUGUAAACAUAAGUAUUUAAGCAGCAUUUAUUUUUUGGGUAUAAUACAUGAUGCAGUAAUAUCAGCUUUAAUGUACACCUGGAUCCUAAAAGUGUACACUUUUGUUUACUUAUAAUAAACAUUUUGAUAAAGAAGCAAUUGAUUUCAAAAGGUGAGUCCUGUGAAUGAUUUCUGCCAGAUACUGUGUUUAUUCGGCAAUAUCUCGUUUCUGAUACGCAUGACAUAGGGGAGAAGGCGUUUGUACUUCCGGUAUACACUGACAAUCUGAAAGUUGCACAAAACAGUAUGGAAUAAAACUGGUAUGUGGUUCCAAACUGCAUGUCUAACAACGGGGUACUAGUUGGAAGAUAUUCCUUUCUUGAAGAAUAUGAAACUUUUGUUCAAAUUUAAUUCAGAUUCAAUUCAGAUUUUACUUCAUCGAAUUUGGUUUUUUGCUUAUUUACUUUUACAACGUAUACCAGUAUACCUGCCCCCUAUUAAUCUACCAUGUGUCCGCCAAAUCAUUUGACUAUUCUUGAGGAAACUUGAGUCUUGGAAACCUUGCCUGUUACUGGUAAUAAGAAAUGGCUUUAAUGAAAAAAAAGGAUUUUUAAAGUUUAAACCCCAUAAUAAUUUAAGAGAACAAGGAAUUGUAAUUUUUUGGGAAUUUUACAGACAUACGCGUAGUUUUCAAAAUCCAUUCUUAAUAAUAUACUUAACUGAUUAUUUCUCGAGUGUGAAAUAAGAGCUGAAAGAGGUGACCCUCAAAAUACUACUGCCUUCAGAAUUGUGAUAGAUUCUGAGUAAAUGUUUUGGUAUGUGUUUGGUUUAAUGAUAUUAAAUGUUUUUGAAAGAGCAAUGCUUUUGUCUUCCGUAUAUUUCAGAAUACCUGAAUUGUAGUGAUGGGCUGCUGAUCAGUAAUAAUCGAAAACUGAUUGAUUUGCCAUUUCUUCUCUUCCGAUUAUUGAUAACAAAUUCCAAAAUCAAUAUAAACGGUUCAUUACUUAACUUAAGUGUCAAAUGAUUGCAAUAUACAGUAUGCAUUGAAUUUUCUUUAACAGCACACCAGAAAUUUUUCGCCUUUUUGCCCGCCAUAAUGAGGGGAAUUUUUCAUUACAGCGAACCUUAGGGAACACAUACCUGGAUAAUGUACAUAAUUAUUUGUGAAUGGCCAAAUUGACAAUGGGCGAAUAUGGAUUUUUCCGGUGUAGGGCAAUAUAGAUGAAUAACUAAAAGCUGCUUGUAAUCAGAUCAUUAUAAAAAAUAUGAAACCUAAUGUAUAGUUAAAAACUAUGUAUAUGGAUGUUAAAAUAGUAGUCUCGCUUUAUUUGGGUAAUAAGUUCCUGAAAAUUAUAAACGGAAUAUGCAAUGAUUAUCAAUCAAUUCACUACUUCCAAUAACAAAACGAUUAUCGAUCAUGAUUUUUGAUCAAUUGCCCAUCACUACAGUGCAUUGGUGAAAUCUUGAAAGGGAUCAUCUUUUAAAAUGUUAUUUGUGUUAACUUAAUUAUGAUUGAGAAAUAUAUUCAAAUGAUGUUAAAAGAAUCUGGAGCUUUAUAUAUAACAUUCUCAUGAAAAAGUGAAUUUACUACAAAAAAUGAAAAAAAAUGAAUGUGUACUUUUGCUUUGUCACAAAACUGAAUAAAUUCUUGGAUUUCUUAUUUUAAGAUAUACCACCUGCAAUGAAGCGCAUAUAUAUAGAAUCCGGUUGUCUGUUUUUCUGUAGACACAAGAUUGGUGGCACUUCUCCUAAAGUAAAUAAAUGAGUAUUUCAUAUGAAACUUUAUAUUCUGCAAGGCAGUAUGUGUUUCUAUAUCAAAUUAAUGAAUUUGCAAAAAUUUGAUGGAGUCAAAAUGAAACAAAGUACAGGACAUUUAAGCAUUAUCUCCGAAAGCUAUAUUUUCAUUGUGAAAGGCACAGUUUGUUACAGCUAUAUUUGGACCUAAACUAAGGUGUUCAGAGUAAUUUUACAUGUUUUAGGGGUUCAGAUCGACUUUCGGUGAAAAUGAUUGGGUGUCAUUUUUACCGAAAGUCGGUACGUGAUAAUGAACAGCUGUAUUUAUUCAGAUUGUCUUGUUUUACAACCCAAUUUCGGCAAUUUUUUUUAUUGUACUCAUUUUGUUGUCCUCAUAUCUACAUACUGACAAGUAAUGAUAAUAUUUUUUUUACAUUUAUCUCCCUUUGCAUUGUCGCUUUACAAAAAAGUACAGAAUCAAAAAACAAAAAAU